Molecule: messenger RNA, 1086 nt
Organism: Saccostrea cuccullata (small rock oyster)
Lineage: Eukaryota; Metazoa; Mollusca; Bivalvia; Ostreida; Ostreidae
Exons: 2
Coding region: 1-1086 (361 amino acids)
Biological process (GO): protein monoubiquitination
Molecular function (GO): zinc ion binding; ubiquitin protein ligase activity
Source: RefSeq, a predicted model, not a curated record
AUGGCGGAUGUUGAAACAAAAUAUCCGUUGGGUUCUCCAUUACAGCAUGUAAAGAUUUGUGAGGAACAUGAUUCAAUCAUUGACAUUCUGUGUGAGGAAUGUUAUGCAUUUAUUUGUUCUAUCUGUGCAAGAUUAAACCAUAAUGGUCACAACUGGGUAACCCAAGCCACGGCAGCAUUACAAAGAAGAAGAGGAAUCCAUGAAUAUCUUCAUAAUGUAAAGGAAGAAAAAAUAUCAAAGCUUGACGAAGAGAUGCAGAAGAUGGUGUCACAGAUGGAAGAAAAUGAGAGUAUGUGUGACACUCAGGUAAAAGACUUACAAAGGCACUAUGAUGAUAUCAUACUCAAACUAACAGAUAUCAAGAAAAAUCAAGAAGAUGUACUGAAAGACAAUCUAAGGAAAACGAAUGAAAAGAUGAAGAAUGCAAAACAUAAUUUAGAAAAGAUAAGGAAAUCUAUAAUUGACAUUAUGGAUUUCAUGGCGGAAAACAAUAGUACCAUGUCUGAUUUCAGCUUGAUUGACAAUCACAGACAACUUGAAGAGUUAUUAUGUGAAAUGAACAGAUAUUUUCAUAAGUGUGGAAAUACAGCAAAGUACAUUAGAGGGGAAUACACGCAGGAUAUGCUGGAGUUUAUGAUUGGACAUAUAGUAGAAUUAGAUGACAUUUGUCAUGCUGAAACAAACUCAUUCAAAUAUGUGGAAGAUGGAAUUGCUUUUUUGCAGAAAGGAAGUCAAACGAGGCUCUUUACAUGGCCUAUCAGAGUCUUGCAAAAUAGGAACACUGAUAUUUGUGUUGUGAACCUUACCAGCGACACAACAGGUGAAAUUGUGAUUGUGACAUCUUCUGGUCAUCUGAAGACUGUAUACAGUGGACAGGAUUUGAUAGGAAGAUUUUGUCCAUUUAACAUAGAAUGCGACAUCCAUUCAAACAUUCUUGUUACUGACCCCACAAACCACACUGUCCAUUUACUGAGUCCUGACGGGGAGUUCCUGAAGUAUCUACUGACAGAAAGAGAAGUGACUUGUCCAUCUGCCAUGUCGCUACAUAAAUCUACACUGUGGAUUGGAGAUUUUAAGGGCGCGUAA